Molecule: messenger RNA, 1533 nt
Organism: Budorcas taxicolor (takin)
Lineage: Eukaryota; Metazoa; Chordata; Mammalia; Artiodactyla; Bovidae
Gene: EIPR1
Product: EARP complex and GARP complex interacting protein 1
Exons: 9
Coding region: 41-1267 (408 amino acids)
Biological process (GO): protein ubiquitination
Molecular function (GO): protein binding
Source: RefSeq, a predicted model, not a curated record
AACGGUCGCGGCGCGACGCCGCCGGGGCUGGAGCGCGUGAAUGGGGCGGAGCUGGGGCGCGCCGGCCCGGGGGACCCGCCUUCAGCGAGGGCGCUGCCGCAGCAUGGAGGACGACGCGCCCGUGAUCUACGGCCUGGAGUUCCAGGCGCGGGCCCUCACUCCUCAGACCGCGGAGACAGACGCCAUCCGGUUUUUGGUUGGGACGCAGUCUCUCAAGUAUGAUAAUCAGGUCCACGUCAUAGACUUUGACGACGAGAACAACAUCAUCAAUAAAACUGUGCUCCUGCAUCAGGCGGGGGAGAUCUGGCACAUCAGUGCCAGCCCGGCAGACAGAGGCGUGCUGGCCACCUGCUACAGCCAGGCUGCAGACAGCAAGGUGGUGACCUGCGCCGCUGUGUGGAGGAUGCCCGCGGAGCUGGAGCCUGGCGGCCAGGAGUCCCCCGAGGAUGCUGCGAGCCCUGCACACGCCCUGGAGCUGCUCUGUCUCCUGGAGCCUGCGGCCCGUGGCAGCACCGCCUGCGUCGCCUGGGAGCCCGCAGGAGACGGGAAGAGAGUUGUUUCACUGGCCGACAGCCACAUCCUGCUGUGGGACUUGGAGGGAAGCUCCAGCCAGGCCACGCUGGCCAGCUCAGCGUCGCUGGAAGGGAAAGGACAGCUGAAGUUCACGACGGGCCGCUGGAGCCCACAUCACAACUGCUCCCAGGUAGCCACGGCGAACGACACGGCCAUCCGAGGCUGGGACACGCGGACCAUGAGCCAGAUCUACUGCAUCGAGAGCGCUCACGGCCAGCUGGUGCGGGACCUGGACUUCAACCCCAACAAGCAGUACUACCUGGCCAGCUGCGGGGACGACUGCAAGGUGAAGUUCUGGGACACCCGCAACGUCGCCGAGCCCGUCAAGACCCUGGAGGAGCACUCCCACUGGGUGUGGAACGUCCGCUACAACCACUCGCACGACCAGCUGGUCCUCACGGGCAGCAGCGACAGCAGAGUCAUCCUCUCCAACAUGGUGUCCAUCUCCUCCGAGCCCUUCGGCCACCUGGUGGAUGACGACGACCUGAGUGACCAGGAGGAGCGCCGUCUGGAGGAGAAGAGCCAGGAGCCCCCUCAGGACAGCGUCAUCGCCACCUACGAGGAGCACGAGGACAGCGUGUACGCCGUGGACUGGUCCUCAGCCGAUCCCUGGCUGUUCGCCUCCCUGAGCUACGACGGGAGGCUCGUCAUCAACCGCGUGCCCCGGGCGCUGAAGUACCACAUCCUGCUGUGAGCGCCGGGCUGCCUAGGGACCCCAGCCACGGUGUGUGGGGCCCAGGCUUUCCAGGCAGAGCCCCGUCGGACAUGGGCGCCCACAAACAGUGGCAGGGCCUCUGCCCGCUGGCCUCUGCACCUGCCGUCUCUGCCCUGGAGACAGAGGUGCCCAGGCUGAGCGGGGCGCACACUCUCCUCCGGCUCUGAGGGCCGUUGGGCAUUUCCCUGUGGUUUGUUUCCCUGAUGUCGACGUCGUUUUCUCUUGAGAUUAAAUGGAAUAAAAGC